Molecule: messenger RNA, 1015 nt
Organism: Boleophthalmus pectinirostris (great blue-spotted mudskipper)
Lineage: Eukaryota; Metazoa; Chordata; Actinopteri; Gobiiformes; Gobiidae
Gene: nme3
Product: NME/NM23 nucleoside diphosphate kinase 3
Exons: 5
Coding region: 108-617 (169 amino acids)
Biological process (GO): CTP biosynthetic process; UTP biosynthetic process; GTP biosynthetic process
Molecular function (GO): nucleoside diphosphate kinase activity
Source: RefSeq, a predicted model, not a curated record
UUUACUGUGAAGUGGCGCGCCCUGCUCCGUCGGAACUUGGCCCGCGCUCUCCACGGAAAACUCCCCUUCAUCACCGUGCGCACGUAGUGCUCUCCAACUCCGCAACAAUGAUCGGCUUCAUUCUAUCCUUAUUUGCAGAUUUCUUUAGAUCAGGCUGGACGGGUGUGAAUGAGCGCACCUUCAUUGCAGUCAAACCAGAUGGACUACAAAGGAGACGAGUGGGAGAAAUUGUGCAGCGUUUUGAGAAGAAAGGGUUUAAGCUGGUGGGCUUCAAGCUGAUGCAGGCAUCCAAGGAGCUGUUGAGAGAACACUACUGGGAACACAGGAAUCGUCCCUUUUAUAACAAGCUUGUGUCGUACAUGAGCUCAGGGCCAGUGGUUGCUAUGGUGUGGCAGGGAUUAGAUGUUGUCAAGACCGGACGUAAAAUGAUGGGACAGACCAAUCCAACCAACUCGAUGCCAGGAACCUUCAGGGGAGAUUUCUGUGUGAUAAUGGGAAAGAACGUGAUCCAUGGCAGUGAUUCUGUGGAGAGUGCACAGAGGGAGAUUUCACUGUGGUUCAAAGAGUCAGAGCUGUGUAACCACGACGUCUGCAGCACCAAGUGGAUAUACGAAUAACUGCACUCUCAGACAUUUUUAAGUCCAUCCAUGCGCAUUUAGGGGUAGCUCUUCUUGUGCUGUUCUUCAAAGUUCUCUUAAGCAAAAAGAAAAAGCUCAACCAUCCAGGGACAAUAACAUGCUGAUUUCAAAGCUUUUGUAAUGGCACUUAAAUAAGAACCAAAUAACUAUUCAGUGGUUAUGUUUACACACAGAAAGCUGAUCAUUAUCUCAUUUCUAGAGUUAUCAGAUCUUGUUAUUGGGUUAUCUGAUUUGUCUGGCUAUGUAAAUGCAGCCACUGACAAAAAUGCAAUAUUUUGUUUACAGAAUCAUCAUGGUGUCAUUUUAACUUAAACUAUGUGCUUUGCCUUUUUUGGCUCACUUGAAUGUAAAACAAAAGAUGCAAUUAUUUAAAAAGA